Aspergillus chevalieri is the source of this 1503-nucleotide messenger RNA. It is a transcript of the gene SPE2, whose product is annotated as adenosylmethionine decarboxylase SPE2. Gene Ontology annotation, molecular function: adenosylmethionine decarboxylase activity. The transcript has 2 exons. Gene Ontology annotation, biological process: spermidine biosynthetic process; spermine biosynthetic process. Gene Ontology annotation, cellular component: cytosol. The coding region runs from base 1 to 1503 and encodes 500 amino acids. The record is from RefSeq and is a predicted model, not a curated record. NCBI's taxonomy places the organism in Eukaryota, Fungi, Ascomycota, Eurotiomycetes, Eurotiales, Aspergillaceae.
AUGGGUUACAUUAGUAUUCCCAAGAAUUACACGGCUUCACCGUCGUCAUUUAUGGGCACGCCAUCAUUGACGAUCAACCAUGAGGCGACUCAGGGUCUUGACUCGUCUAAUGCUUUUGAGGGACCUGAGAAACUUCUCGAGGUGUGGUUCGCCCCCUCUGCCAAUCAGUUGGGUUCUGCGAUGCCUGCUGGCUUGAAGGCCGUGCCGGAGGAGAUCUGGAAGGACAUGUUAGAUCUGGUCAACUGCCAAGUUUUGUCCAUUGUCGCGUCCGAUGAUGUCGAUGCCUACUUGUUGUCCGAGUCCAGCAUGUUUGUCUGGCCACACAAGUUGAUCCUCAAGACGUGUGGCACCACCACGCUGUUGUCGGGUCUGCCGCGCAUUCUGGAAAUCGCCGCUGUCUUUGCCGGUUUCUCCAAGGCCGCUGCGUCACGUGGACUGGGUGUCGCUGCGGCUCCGUACCGUGUGUUCUACAGUCGCAAGAACUUCCUCUUCCCUGACCGUCAGCGCGGCCCGCACCGCAGCUGGAGAGACGAGGUUCGCACCAUGGACAGACUGUUCUUGAACGGUAGCGCGUACAUGAUUGGCAAGAUGAACGGUGACCACUGGUACUUGUACCUGACGGAGCCGCACACCUUGCUCACGCCGCCUGGCAGUCCCAGGUUGGACGAGAACUUCCCGGAAACUGAGACCAAGGUGCUCAACGUCCCUGACGUGGCUACCGUUCCCAGUCCAGCUGACGAGCACGAUGAGACGCUCGAGGUUCUUAUGACCGAUCUGGACGAGCAGAACGCCAAGCAGUUCUACCUCGACCACGCGACCUCCGUGGCAGAGAAGCGCUACCGCAAUUUUGAUCGCGAGACCGGCAGCGAACACGUCGAUGUCUUCAGCAACACGUCCUCGGACAUGAGCGACAUCGACUCUGAGGGUAGUCAAAUUCUGCCACCCGAGCUGACGACUGAAGGCCACGCCCUCGGCACCGUGGUCACCGAGUCCUCGGGCCUGUCAGACGUGUACCCGAAGGAGAAAUUCCCCGACUCGCGCAUCGACGCGUACCUCUUCACGCCAUGUGGAUUCUCCGCGAAUGGCGUGAUUCCGUCCCCCGAUCGCAAGACAGGCACGCACUACUUCACCGUGCACGUCACGCCCGAGCCACACUGCUCCUACGCGUCCUUCGAAACUAACGUCCCGCACUCGCAGAACGGCCAAACAACCGCCGACAUCAUCCAGCAGGUUGUCGACAUAUUCCAACCAGGCCGCUUCAGCGUGACUCUCUUCGAAGCCAAGCCUACGAGCGUUUUCGAGGGCGACGCCGACACUCCCAAAGACGUGAAAUACAUCGAGCGGCACGCCGCGCGGCGCACGCCCAAGACGGAGCAGGUCGUGGGAUACAGACGGGUGGACCGCAUCGUCCAUGAUCUGGAGGGGUAUGAUUUGGUUUUCCGAUACUACGAACGCAACGACUGGAAAGGGGGGGCCCCGCGACUUGGAGAGGAGGGGUUCUGA